UGAAUUUAUGUACUGUUCUGAACGCGCUCUCUUUAAAGUAUGACCGUACUAAAAAUUUUAUACGUAACAUGUAUUUUAUGUUACGUUAAAAUUCCAAGAGUUGCCAGGAGUGUACUGUUUGCCAUUAGCCUCUGAUCCUUACAGUCUGUUAUCAGCAUGUUUUGGUUCAUUCUUUAUUUAUCUAAUCGUUGCAGAAUGGGCUGGCGUCAUGUUCAUACGGAACGGCUCCUACCGUGGUGCCAUCUUUCGCUUUGAAGUUGAUAUUCCGAAAAAGUUUCCUCUUUGCGACCGACCGCCAAAAUUUUAUUUCAAGACUGCGGUGUUUCAUUCUGCUGUUGAUCCUCAGACUUAUAACAACUAUCAUUUACUAGCGAUAAGAAAUUUGACUUACCUUUUGAGCCUAUGCACACCCUUGGAUUUCUCAUUGCAUCCGUUACUUGUAAAUAACAAUUCAGUCAUUUAA
Messenger RNA from Soboliphyme baturini, 463 nucleotides. NCBI's taxonomy places the organism in Eukaryota, Metazoa, Nematoda, Enoplea, Dioctophymatida, Soboliphymatidae. The record is from the annotation of a GenBank genome assembly.